ACCAUUUUGCAGCAAACCCGCGAUCUCAACUUUCGCACGCGUCUCCCAUAUCUUCCGACGGAUGCUUUCGCCUCGGCGAACAAGUAGCAUUUGGUGGCGGAGGAGUUCUACGAUCUGCGAUGGUGCUCCUUGGAUCUCCAGCCGGCUACGCUCGCGAUGGAUGACAUCGAAGACGUCGGAGGGCUGCAAUGGAGGCUAUCGCGGGUGAGUUCAGUGGCGCGCGCUGGUAGUUGGUGUUGCUUUAACGAAACCUGAUGAUGAUUUCCCACCGCUUCCCCUCGUCGCUCCUAAACACGUUUACCCUUUCUCUUUCUAUCUGUAUGUGCAAAUUCUUAUCAAUCUCAACAAACAAGAGAGGAGAGAAUAAGGCAGCUGCUUAGAGGAAGAAUUGAAGAAUGUGUAGAGCACACUGCUAUUACAAAAAUAACGCGAAGAUGUUUCAGGAGUGAAGACACCAGUCAGCAGCAAGCCUAAACCAAGCAGUUUAAAUACAAAAUAUCUACAUUCUGUUACAGUCUGUUCAUUCUGUUACAUUCUCGUUACUUUUCACCCUCAUGUAUUCACUUGUAUAUAAACUCCCUUAAGCAAUGAAUAAAGCAGUUUUUCACCCUUCCAAAUCAGUUAGAUGUUCAAAUCACUUUCUUGCUUCUAACUCCACAACAUGGUAUUAGAGCAUUUGAAAGGAGUUUGCUAAGCAGUUUUCCGAUAAUGGCGACAUGGCCUUCAAUCGGCACAAGGUCAGCUGCAUCCGACAAUGCAACUAGAGUUCCGGCAACUAGGACUCCGACACCUAUUCCUUCUCCGACGACGGAAUCGAUUGCGACAGAGGUAACAUUCGAUCCAGAAUCUCAGUCGAAUGCAUAUUUUCUUCACCCUAAUGAAAAUCCGGCUCUGGUUCUGGUCUUCGUACCACUGGAUGGUCCGAAUUAUCACCCUUGGGCAAGAGCUAUGACGAUGUCGCUCUCGUGCAAGAACAAACUCAAAUUCAUCGAUAGUUCUAUUAUCAAACCAUCAAGAGAUGAUCCGAAGUUUGAAGUAUGGAACCGAUGCAAUGAUAUGGUAAUGUCUUGGAUUGUGCGAUCGCUAUCACCGAUGGUUGGCAGAAGCGUCCUCUGGAUUGAUACGGCAUAUGGCAUAUGGAAGGACCUGAAGCAUAGAUUCAGUCAACAAGACCUAUUUCGAAUUGCAGAGAUUAAGUGUGAAAUUUACCAGACAAAGCAGGGUGAUAGCUCCUUGAAUGAGUAUUUCACACACCAGAAGCUGCUCUGGGAUGAACUUCAGAUCCUCAGGCCUACUGUGGGUUGUGAGUGCACUACAAAAUGCCAAUGUGGAACAAAAAUUGAUGAAUUGAAUGAGCAAUUUGAGAAAGAUAAACUGUCUAUAUUUCUCAUUGGUCUUCAUGAUAGGUUCACCGGUGCAAGAAAUCAGAUCAUGCUUAUGAGGCCCUUACCAGAGGUGUGUGAUGCUUAUUCCAUGAUAGCUCAACAGGAGAGACAGUUUCAUAUUGGUGUUACUAGCUUUGCUAGUCAAUUACAUCAGGCAGGUGAGAAUGGCCUCACAGGGAAUGUGUUGAUGGCUAGAACAAAUGGUGGUACACAACAGAAUUACAAGAGAUUCAUAGGGGGAAACAAGAGGCCUGUAUGCACAUUCUGUGGAUUCACAGGACACACAGAGGACAAGUGCUACAAAAAACAUGGGUAUCCUCUCGGUUGGAAGCCCAAAUCAAGGAACCAAGGUUCUGUCAAUCAGACUCUUGGACCUCUUCCAAUCCAGCAGCAAGGUUCUGAUGAGGGCAUCUCAUUCACUCAGAAUGACUUAAAGAGAUUCUUGGAAUUUGUUCAGGUUCAAAAGGCUUAUGGAGAUAAGCCCAUGAGCACACCACUGGACCACUCAACUCAUGAAGCACAUGCCAACAUCAUCUCUGCAAAUCUCAUGCCUGGAACUCACACUGAAGGUGCCUUCAUUAAGAGUUCUAAUUGAACUAUGGAAUUACACACUGAUAAGUACAUAAUACAGGGUGCUACCCAUGGCAAGAUGAUUGGAAUGGCUGAACUUCAGAAUGGACUAUAUCACUUGACUUUCCCUGUAAAUUCCUCUGUAAAUAGUGUUGUUUCAGUAUUGAAUAAGUGUACCUUGUGGCAUGCUAGACUAGGGCAUGCCUCACAUUCUAAACUUCAGUUGUUGCAUGAAAUAGAUUCAACAAUUCAAGUGAAUAAGAAUUUGAUCUGUGACUGUUGUCAUUUUUCCAGACAGAAAA
This is a messenger RNA of Ipomoea triloba (trilobed morning glory), 2257 nucleotides long. RefSeq lists its product as uncharacterized. The transcript has 2 exons. The record is from RefSeq and is a predicted model, not a curated record. NCBI's taxonomy places the organism in Eukaryota, Viridiplantae, Streptophyta, Magnoliopsida, Solanales, Convolvulaceae. The coding region runs from base 709 to 1980 and encodes 423 amino acids.